Cydia splendana is the source of this 8730-nucleotide messenger RNA. RefSeq names its product nuclear factor 1 X-type (gene NfI). The transcript has 14 exons. Gene Ontology annotation, cellular component: nucleus. Gene Ontology annotation, biological process: regulation of transcription by RNA polymerase II. NCBI's taxonomy places the organism in Eukaryota, Metazoa, Arthropoda, Insecta, Lepidoptera, Tortricidae. The record is from RefSeq and is a predicted model, not a curated record. Bases 220 to 1998 code for a protein of 592 amino acids. Gene Ontology annotation, molecular function: DNA-binding transcription factor activity, RNA polymerase II-specific; RNA polymerase II cis-regulatory region sequence-specific DNA binding.
AUUAGAUAACAGUGUGGUUUAAAUAUAAACCACAAUAAAACUCUCUAAAUAUUAAAGCUUUCAACUCUAAAUUAAAACAAAUCAACCAAUAAGCUACAAUAAUGAAAAAUCCCAAUACAUUUCCCGCCGCAGCCCUACCCUCGGGGCGGGGCGUCCCGAUCCCUCUCGCCAGUCUGUCGCGGCCCGCCGCGGAGGCAGCACGCGAUGCCUUAGCGUAUUAUGUUCCUCCCCGACCUACCGCGAGCCUGUAUGGUUGACGACGUAGCUACCUACCUCCAGGCGCCCUCCUCGGGACAGGACGAGUUCCAUCCGUUCAUAGAGGCCCUGAUGCCCUUCGUAAAGUCCUUUUCGUACACAUGGUUCAAUCUGCAAGCGGCGAAGCGGAAAUAUUAUAAGAAACACGAAAAACGGAUGAGUCUUGAAGAGGAGCGGCAUACAAAGUAUGAAUUACAGAACGAAAAGGCAGAAGUAAAACAAAAAUGGGCGUCGCGGCUGUUAGGAAAGUUGAGAAAAGACAUCACACAGGAUUGUCGGGAGGAUUUCGUCCUCAGCAUCACGGGGAAAAGGCCGGCUGUGUGUGUGCUCUCCAACCCAGAUCAGAAAGGCAAGAUGAGGAGAAUAGACUGCUUGAGACAGGCUGAUAAGGUGUGGCGCCUAGACCUAGUAAUGGUAAUACUAUUCAAAGCGAUACCCCUCGAGAGCACAGACGGGGAACGCUUAGAGAAGCACCCGGAAUGCGCGCAGCCCGGCCUCUGCGUCAACCCGUACCACAUCAACGUGUCCGUGAGGGAAUUAGACCUGUACCUGGCCAACUUCAUCAACAGCUAUGAUAUCCUAAGUGGCUCUCUCUCACCCAACCCGCGGGAGAAAGAGAACGAACAUGACGCCAAGAGCAAAGGCUAUAGCCACAAUCCGUACAACGGAGUAAUUUGCAACGAUAUUAUUCUAGCGACCGGCGUCUUCUCGUCAAAGGAACUCUGGAAGCUGUCCAAAGCCUCAAUCCUCCAAGAAACGGGCUCAGAGUCCCCAAGCGGCUCAGGCGGCAUAAAGCUCGAGUCGGGGUACUACUGCGGGUACAAUAGCCCCGCACCACCUGCCUUCGAGCCUCCAGCUGAGCGUGCCACGCCAUCUAUGCUUGUAGGACAAUGUUUCAGUAUCCCUCCCAGUUCAGCAGGUCUCAGCCAAGCCCCGCUGGUGUCAUCCAACACUAUAUUCUAUCAGCACCCACCGCCGCCCACCGACACACAUCCAACGGCGUCAGACGCGUUGAGCAGCCACCACUCCGGCGCCAAAUACGACGGGACACCGCAGGACUCACUCGGGGACUUCGUGACCUUCGUCUGUCAGGAGCCUACGGAUGUUCAGCAACUACAGGUUCACGGCCUCUCCCGAAGUCCGAAGCCAGCAUACUUCAGCAGCUCGAUGCUGCCGCCGGCGCCGCUGCCGCCCAUGGCGCGGCCCGUGGCCAUCAUACGGUCCACAGGUAAUUGUUCGGCCCGCGAGGAUUACAUGGCGCUAUCCUCCCUCCCAGCGAGCGAGCUAAGUUCCCCGCCGUCACCGGAGCGAUCCCCUUCGACCUCCCCUCGCCGGCGCUCGCCGCACUACCGCACCGACUGUCCGCCGAUAUCACACUACAACCACUUCUCACAGCCACAGCAGGUGUUCAGCUACGGGCCGCUGAGCAGCGUGGGGCUGGGCGGCGGCGCGGUGUGCGCGGGCGGCGGCGCCGUGUCCCCGCCCGGCGGGCUCGGGCUGUACGCGCCGCGCGCGCCGCCGAGGGCCGCCGUCAGAUGGAACGCGCCAUUCCCGACUUUGGAGGAGGAAUUCAACAUUAUGACUGCGCCCGCGGGGCCCGACCAUGUCGUUCUAUUGGACGAUGAACGCUUCUUCCAAUCCAACGUGAUAACCUCCGAAGCGACGGCGAUGGACACGGCCGCCGUCGCCGUAGACUCCGAGGACAUCGCGCCGGACAAAGCGCCGGACCUGCGCUCGCCGUGAUCCGGCGCGUCGGCGGCGCACGCCGCGCCCGCGCCCGCGCCGGCGCCGUGCGCGCGCGCCGCCGCCGAGCUCGACGCGCACACCGUGCUGCGCUGGACGCCCGCGCCGCCGCCGCAUUGGCGACCUGUACUGCACAGAGCCAAUUAAACACGUGAAUAUACCUACACAGUUCUAAAACACUUUAAACUUUCGCGUUUUAUACACAUAUUUAGUAAUUAGAAUGGGAUAUGGUGGCAUUUUUACCUUAUCAGACGUUUCAGCUGGUGCAAACCACGGAUGACUGACGUCCCAUCAAAAUGUCAACGGAGAUAUGGAAAGAUUAAACUACCCGAAAAUAGUUUAUAGAACAUUUUUAUAAACUAUUUUCGGGUAUAGUGUUCGAGUUAGACCCGUUCUUAUCACUAAAUAUAUAAUAUAUAGACAGUUCUUAAAAAAAAUCUAUUAAUCUGAAGAACCAAUGAAGAAAAUAACUAUCUCUAUCAAAUUUCAAGUUAAUAUGGUCAUUUGCAAUUUAUAUUAUAACUACCCUUAAAGUAACUUGCGAGGAAGUGUUUUUGCGAGUGUCCGAUGAUUCAGCACUGAAACUACCGUGGUCAUAGAAAUUUUCCUUUUUGUGGUAAAUACAAAACCGCGUUUUUAAUGGGAGUUAGAAUAUAGAUACACAAUUAAUUCAUCUUCAAUGAAAAAAUGUGCGACAAGGCUACGUCAAAUAAAACAAAAACAUAACAUUAUAAAAUAUGACAAAAAAACUGUUUGGUGACCACGCCCCAUGCAUUUGAUUAUUUCACUGUAAAAUGUAUAUGAUUAAUUUGACAAACUGUAACAUCUAGUACAUACGGGAGUACAGAUGUAGUGAACAAUCCUUUGCCAUCGUAUUUUCUCGGAAACGUUCGUAUUUGUCAUGCUACUUCAGUAAACUUUAGUACUUUUUGUACUGAGACUGAAAUAGUAUAACACGUUUGUGCGUGUCCAUGAAAAUACGGUGGUAAAGUUUUCUGAGUCCCUGUCGCGGCACAGCCGGUAUAGAUGAAAAAAAAGUUUAAAUAUGUUGAUCGACCAUCAACUUAAUAAAACUUAACACGCAUUUUACCAUCUACAGUUUGUUUACCGUGUAAAAUAAAUCGAAAGAUUAGUUCCAUUUCACCAUCCAUACUGUUAAGUUAUGGAAACUAAAAGCAAUAAUAAUCCAGGGCAAAGACGUUUAGUGUAAAUAUUUAUUAUAAUGGUUGUAGUUGAAAUUUAGAUUUUACUUUGCGGCGUCGCCUGUCUGUAUUAAAGCUAGUCUUUAUAAUAAAAAUGUUAAAUUAAUUUGCCUAUAGGAUAAUCUACGUAUAAGUAGUAAAUUUCGGUACGCAGUGACUUUGUUAUGGCGUCUUUUGGGAAUUGAGAACAGUGCCAUCUAGCGGACGUUGCCGGCAACUGAUAGAGACAGGCGGCGCUAUGUUCAUUAUACUCAUUAAGGCGAACAAAAUACAAUACUCCAACGAUGUAAAAAUAGCUACGGAAAAACAUUAUAUAUUCUAAUAUUUUUAUAGAAUACGAAAACGAGUAUGAUAUGAUCAAGCCUUCCAGUAAUUUAGUGAAAUAAAAGUUAAAUGCAGCUUAUAAUUCGUUUGCUAAGCUGUGAAACAGUUAAGGACAAGCUAUACUCAACUUGAUUAGGUAUUUAAGUAAAAAAAAAAUCUACUUAAAUACCCGGGCAAAAGUAUAAAUAUGAAAUCAAAUGCUUCCAAGUAAAAACACGUUUAUUAUUGACAAAAGUGUGAUAUUAUAAUUUGUUUUUUGUUUCGUUGUUGUGUGUUUUGUAUUGAAGGUUAGAAUAAGUGUGUAGUUUACGAAUUUGUUUUAAUUUAUUGAACGAAUAUUUAUGAAAGACGAGCCUUGCUUAAGAUUAGUUUAGUGAUUAGUAGCAAAGACUAGGGUCGAGUUGUUGUUUCGAUUCGAGAAAUAAGUUAUUAAACUACUAUUUAAGCAUUAGAAUAAAAUGUUACCAUUGUUUACUGCAACAGUUAUGAGAUGCCGGUCGGUUAUGUCACUAUUGACUACUGAAUUAUUAAAAAAAAAGUUUUUUUUUGUAAUUGGCUCCCGAUAAACGAAAAUGUAUAUAAAUAUUUGUUACCAAAAUAAUAACGUGAAAAUAUCUUUAUUUAAGGCAUCUCAAACUCUUGGAGUUUUUGAAAAUAAAAAGCAAUAAAAACAUCGAAUAAUUCCGAAUCGAAAUGACAAUAAGCAAUAAUUGUAGUUGGACAUUCGUCUGGAAAGUUUAUAGGUGCCUUUCACGAAUAAAAACGUAUAAUAAUAUAGCUUACUUAUGGUAACUUGUACAUUGUAGUGAUCUUUUAAAAUCCAUCCGCUCAUACCUGUAAUGUGGACAAUUCAUACCUAUUUAUCUUAAGACGAUCAUAUUUGGAUAUUAAAAAAAACAUUACUUUAUUUGCAGGUACUGUAAAUAAUUAAUAUACAUGUCCAGUUUUGUUACUAUCUACAUAAAAAAAAAAGGUGGAUACCAUCAAUGAAUUGCAUAGAAAAAUAAAUUUUAAUUUACAUUUAUUGCAGUUUUACUUCAAAGUUUAUAUAAAUUUGGGGCAAUUUUUUAAAUAUCCAAAUAUGAUAACUAAUGUUUACCUAUAGCCUUAAUCCUCUUAUUAUAGAACCUAGUUUUUUUCUCACCCUGUUCAUUGUAUACUUAAGAAACCUUUUUUUAAUCGUUAAGUGCCAUUCCUGAUGGCCAUCGUUGACUCUGAACGGGGUUUUUUUUCGAGCCCCUCGAGAAAAGCUAGUCAUUAGAAAUACAAUGUAAAUUGAAUGUUUAAAAUUUAAAUUAUAUUUACAUACGCCCCUUACGCUUAUUAGUAAGGGGUAGAAACUAAAUUGUGGCCAAAUUACACUUAACGAAAUCCAAAUAUAUAUACAUUUUAUUAGUGUAGGGAUACGUAAGUAUGGGUAAGAUUUUUUGCAUAUUUAUUUCUUGGUUGAUGACUAUUCAAAGAGGAUUCUGCGAUUUUGGCGAAGUUACUAAAUUCGCAAGCUUGUAUUAGUACAUUAUAAAAUACAAUAAAAGUAUUAAGUGUAUUCUGAUAAAAAUUGAGAUAUUUCUCACAUCUACUCUUCCUAGGCACUUUCAUAAAACAAUAAUAAAAAAGUAUGUUUUGAGUACAUAUUGACAUAACAAAGAGCUUGCGAAUGUUCUUAAUUUUUUUUUAAAUAUACUCGUUCGAAAAAAUCCUACUUGCUUGGUCACCAACCGCCUGCUGGUAGUUAGAACAUAUAGCAUUUUCAGUAAGUACUUAAUCAUUUCGAUGAAAUUUAAACGAUAUUAAAAUGGGAAUAGAGUUGCAAUUGUUUUGUCUCGUUCAAUUUUCAAACAAAACAAUAUCAACUCUAUUCCCUGCGUUAUAGGUUCAAAUUUCUGUGGCAAAUUUUGGAUUUUUCAUUUGUAUGGCUGGGCCUUAGGAGGAUAUGUGUGUGGUGGUCAAAAAUCGCGGGUUCACAACUCGGUUGUGCUAUACUAAAAAAUAGGUCAAUCUUUAAAGUUAUGAAAAGUUUGACUCGUUCUACGAAAUAUUGAAGGAAUUAUCUUUUUAACCUGUUUUUUAGGAAGGCACGUGACACAUGAAACAGGGCUGUGUGUCAGCAUUGACCUGUAAAUCACACAAACAGACUUAGUAGAGCAUCUUAUGCAAAAAUACUUAUGAUACUGACAAUAUAAAGUAUGCUUUUCCUCACUCUUUGUUUUUAGGAUUUUUGUACAAAUGAACAUAAAAUUAUACCAAUAUAUGUAUAUCUAAGACUAAAUGCUAUAUGUUCUGAGCUAUCGCUUCAAUGUAUUUUAUAUAAUUUUUGGAUGCAUUAUGUAUACUUACUAAUUUUGAUCAAAUUUACUUUCUCUCGCCACCAUUUUAAAGUACAUGCUUUGAAUUUAAAUAGUAAAACUAGCCUAAUAGGGAAACUUAGCAAUAUUGACAAGCAAUAGAUAAAGUAUAUUAUAAAAAUCAGCUUUAGGGAAGCUAGAUAUUGGUACUGAAGUAGAAACAUCCUAUAUUAUAACGGUUGCAAAACAUAUUUUUUCAAUAGAAACUGGCUAUAAAGCGUGUUCAUAAGAAAGAAGUACACUGUCAGUAUUAUUGACCAUACGAAUUAGGCGGCUGUAUUUUUUGUGUACAGGUACUUUUUUCAUAUAUAUUCAGAUUGGUAGAAAGCCUAUCACUUGCUUUAGUAUUAUAUGCAUUCUAAUAAUAACAUUAAAAAUUAUACACACCAAAAAAUAUAUAGCUUGAGCAAGUAUGAAAAACCGAAAUAAAAAUGAAAAUGAUUGUACAUAUACAUAUAUAAGAAAAGGCUAUAAAAAGAUAUAAAAAUACUGACAGUGUGCCGCUAAAAAUAAAGUUGGAUUUGAUGUAGAUUUCGGUACAAUUAAAUAGCUGGUACACAAACAUAGUCAGCUGAUAGUUGAACUAGGCAGAAAGGCCAGAAUUAGUCAAUUGCUAGCUAUAGACAUUAUUAGACGAUAAAAAAAACAAUUAUAAGGAAUAAAUAGUUACUUAAAUGUCACUUAAGGCUUGUCGAUUGCAAUUGGUCUCGUGGUCUGUAAGGAAUGACAUUGAAAAGUAUGGCAAUAAUGGUCCUGUAUUUUACCGAGCAAAUUUUAUGAAAUCCGAAAACUUUCAAUGUAUACUGUAUAGAAAACAAAUUAAAAAAGUUACACUUUUCAAAGAAAUUUCGUGAAAUUUGUUUGGCAAAAUGUCAGGAUAACCAAUAAAAUAAAAUGGUGACGAAUUUAAAAGCUCAUUGGUGCCGAAAAUUCUAGACUGUGAUUCAACUGUUCAUGCUGAACGUGUCUUAUAUUGAAAUAGUUGUUUUUGUAUGAUUGGCGAUUAAUAAUAAUGCAUACGGUACGGACAUGUUGUAUGAAAUGCAUUUGUUAGAGAACCGAAAGCGGAUACGGUCCAUUUUCCUAAGCGUGUUACCAAUUUCACAAUCUACGAGUAACUUUGAUGUUGUGUCAAGGUAAUAUUAUGAAAAUUAAAGCCUAAGCCAUCAUAAUAUUAGUUGUCAAGUUGAACAGUAAGAGGUUGAUCUUGAUUUUAUUAAGUAAGUACAUAGUGGUACAUAGUGUCACAUUGACAUAUUGACAUUGUUUCAUGGUGACCCAGGCUUUUGAUUUGAAUGCCCUUGUAAAUUAAGUUACAUUAAGAUAUGGUAUAUGGUAGCACGUUUAGGGGAAAAAAUAACUAAAAAAAAACAUUUUAUUAAGACAAAUGUCAGUAGUUUCGAUAGAUUUUAAUUUCUUAGUAGCUUUGCAUUGUUUUUAUGCGUGACAAACACAGGAGAACGUGUAAGUAAUAUUUAGACCGAGCAAAAUUAAUGCUGUGCCGUAUAUUAAUUAUGAUGAAGAAAAGAAAAAUCUUAUGACAGAAGCCUAUUGAAUAUGGAGAAUAUGAAGAUAUAAAUUAUUCAUGCCAAAGCUCCAAUAUAAUUGACAAUUUGAGACCUACAAUGUACUAAAAUGAAAAAAAUAAUGUGGCUGCAAAGACACAUUUUUUGAAAACUGUCGUUACUGAAUACUCUCUUGCGUGUUUGUCACAGUAAAUUUAUUUCAUUUUCAUAGCACCAGUGUACGAUAAUGGAGUAAUGAAAGCCUAAACAUUAUGUGCCUUAGAUACAACAAUAUUGUAUGAUAUUUAUGAUGCGUUCUAUACAACGUGCUAAAUAGAAUAAAUGAUAAACAUUAUUUUAAAUGCCUGAGUGACUGUCAUUGUAAGUGUUCCUUUCAGCCGCUUGUGUGAUCUCUUCUGGGACUGCGACACCCUUUUACCUAAAGGUUCCAAAAAGAUCGGUCAACUAUUGACCCAGGGCUUGGUAUUGUACUUACUAAUCUCCAAGGUGUUUUCUCCUUUUUUUUAAGUCUAAUGCUAUCAAUCAAUGAUAACAGUAUCGCGUAUGCGAAAUAUUGUCAUUCAUUAUUGAUUGUCUGUAGCCUCUUUAAUCCCAAUAUUUCUUAUUAAAAUUAUUACCAAAAGUGUAACUAGACACCAGUCUGGAGUUAAUUUCGAAUCCAGUACAUUUGUAACCCUCUUGUAAUGUUAUUCUACUAUUAAGUAACGCUUCGAAGCGUAGUUUUGCUGACAUAUAAAUACUUCUACUAUAUUGUAUAAUUUUAGUAUACCUACAUUAUACCCAUUUAAGUACCUAAUUGUAUAUUUUACUGGAAUAUAUCUUAAUCCAAGCAAAAUUUGAAUUAGCGUCGCUUUUUGUUUAAAAAAAGUAGUAAUCGCAUGGCUUAUUAAAACUAUUUCUAUAUAUUUGGAACCACACCUAUUCUAUAAAAAUCGCACAUAAUUUUCUUAUUUAUUUUCAAACUGAUUAUUGAAAGUGAAUACAAACAGAUCCGUCUUAUUAUUAGAGUUGUACACACGUUCAGUAAUAAUGACGGCACUUGGUUCGUAAAACACAAAUGGGAAAUUAUUGGAAAUACUCAAAUGACGCCGUCAAUAUUUACUGACAGUGUGUAAUAUUAUUAAUUUUCGUGGAUUUCUGAAAGUAAAUAACACAUACGUAAAUAGUAAUAAUGUUAAGAAUAAUUAACCAAUAGAGACUCGUAGCGACGAUUUAUUUCGUUUAAAUGCAAUUAUGUUUUUUUAGCAAAUUUAAUUAAAACCUAGGUUUAUUCUAAUUGUGUGUAAAUAUGUUACAAUUGUAUUUAAUUGAUUUAAAAUUUAGUUUUUACUGAGA